AUGCAUCAAGAAUGUCAUAAUUAUAAUCAUGGAGAUUAUAUCAGUCCGUUCGCGUUCACUCCUCAAAUUUUAUCAAGGUUAAUUGAUCCAAAGGAUAUUAAUUUAUUGAAAAAUAUUGGUGGUGUAGAAGGUUUCUUGAUUGGUUUACACACGAACUCAAAAACUGGUUUGAGUAGCCAUGAAACCACUUUAAACCCAAUUACUAUUAGUGAUGAAAUAGAGGGACGUGAUGAUAAGGAUUCAAAGUCGCAAAAGUCUGUUACUUCACAUCCUGAAAAUAUUCCUUUCUAUCACAGAAUAAGAACAUUUGGUAGAAAUGUUUUGCCAGCAAGGAAACAAAAAUCAAUAUUUCAAUUGAUGUGGAUUGCUAUGCAUGAAAAGAUUAUAAUUCUCUUAGCUAUAGCUGCAGUUAUAUCAUUAAGUCUUGGUCUUUAUGAGGAUUUUGGCAUCAAACAUGAAUCGGAUCAUGAGAAUGAUAAACCGAAAGUUCGUUGGGUUGAAGGCGUAGCAAUUAUUGUAGCAAUUAUUAUUGUGGUAUUAGUAAGUAGUUUAAAUGAUUGGCAGAAACAACGUCAAUUUCAAAAAUUAAAUGCCAAAAAAGAGGAUCGAAAUGUUAAAGUAAUUAGAGACGGCAAAGAAUCUCUUUUGUCAGUACAUGAAGUAUUAGUUGGUGACAUUCUUAAAUUAGAAUCAGGAGAUAUUGUUUCAACAGAUGGAGUAUUGGUUGACGCACAUAAUCUCAAAUGUGAUGAAUCAGCGGCUACAGGUGAAAGUGAUGCAGUGAGAAAGAUGACAUAUGAAGAUUGUCUCAAAGAAUUAGAAAAAAACGAUGAACAAGAACCAUCCCUUCUUCCAAAAAUUGACCCCUUUAUAAUUAGUGGAAGCAAAGUAUUAGAAGGCGUAGGUAGUUAUGUUGUAAGUGCUGUGGGCGUAAAUUCGUAUUUUGGAAAAACGAUGAUGGCAUUACGAACUGAUCCUGAAGAUACACCUCUUCAGAAAAAAUUAAAUCAGCUCGCAGAAAACAUUGCAAAAUUAGGUGGUUCUGCAACUUUAAUUAUGCUAAUGGUCUUAUUGAUCAAAUAUUUUAUCACCUUCCGCUUUGGUGUUCCAGACCUAUCAUCCGUGUUUCAAAGUUUGAUUAGGAUAUUAAUUUCAACUGUGACUUUAUUAGUGGUGGCAAUUCCUGAAGGAUUACCAUUGGCCGUAACUCUCGCUCUUGCUUUUGCAACAACUCGUAUGUUAAAAGAUAAUAAUCUUGUACGUGUUUUGUCAGCUUGUGAGACCAUGGGAAAUGCAACAACUGUUUGUUCAGACAAAACCGGCACAUUAACCCAAAAUAAUAUGUCAGUAGUUGCUGGAACAAUAGGACAAACUUUAAAUUUUGUAAAGGAUCAAGCACGAAUAAAUGAUUUUAAAAGCUCUCACCUUGAAAAUCCUAUUCCACUACAACAACUUAAAGAAAUUCUUUCAUCCGAUAUUAUUAAAUUGUUAGAGGAAUCAAUUGUAAUUAAUUCUACUGCAUUUGAAAGUAUGUCUGAAGAUGGUCAAAUUACUUUUACUGGCUCAAAAACCGAAACCGCAUUAUUAAGUUUUCUAGUCAAUUCGGACCGUAGAAAUUUUAUGGAUUUAAGAAAAAAUGAACCUUUGAAAAUGUUCCCAUUUAGCUCUGAUCGUAAGGCUAUGGGUGUUGUUAUUGAAAAAGAAAAAUCAAAAUGGAGAUUCUAUGUUAAAGGUGCUAGCGAAAUAUUACUCAAAAAAUCAAAAUCGAUUGUCAACCUUGAUCGAUCGGAGGACGGAGAUUCUGAUAAAAUUGAUUUAACAGAAGAAGAUAUCAUCGUAUUACACGAAGUCAUAGAAAAUUAUGCAAAUCAAAGUUUGAGAACAAUUAGCUUGGGAUAUCGUGAUUUCAAUGAAUGGCCUCCCACUGGAAUGGAUGGGGAAGUUUCGUAUGAUGAUUUAAAUAAGGAUAUUACAUUAUUAGGAAUUUUUGGUAUUGAAGAUCCAUUGAGAGAUGGGGUACGUAAAGCAGUAGAAGAUUGUACUAAUGCAGGUGUAAAAGUUCGUAUGAUUACUGGUGAUAAUAUCAUAACAGCUAAAUCUAUUGCUACACAAUGUAGGAUUUAUACUGAUGGUAUUAUUAUGGAAGGUCCCGAAUUUCGAAAAUUAUUACCUAAUGAAAUGGAUACUGUGGUACCUAAUUUACAAGUUUUGGCAAGAUCUAGUCCGGAAGAUAAAAGAAUUUUAGUUGGAAAACUUCGAGAAUUAGGGGAAAUUGUUGCGGUAACAGGUGAUGGUACAAAUGAUGGACCAGCAUUGAAAACAGCAGAUGUAGGAUUUUCUAUGGGUAUAGCGGGUACAGAAGUUGCUAAGGAAGCAUCCUCUAUUAUAUUAAUGGAUGAUAAUUUUUCAAGUAUUGUAAAAGCAAUUAUGUGGGGACGUAGUGUAAAUGAUGCGGUUAAGAAGUUCUUGCAAUUUCAACUUUCAGUGAAUAUAACAGCUGUAUUAUUAACAUUUAUAUCAGCUGUUUCCAAUAAUCAACAAGAAGCAAUUCUAUCAGCAGUACAAUUAUUAUGGGUUAAUUUAAUUAUGAAUACACUCGCUGCUUUAGCAUUGGCCUCUGAUCCACCGACACCAGAUUUAUUAAAACGUAAACCUGAUCCUAGAACUGCAUCAUUGAUUUCUUUAGAAAUGUGGAAAAUGAUUCUUGGCCAAAGUGCAGUUCAAUUGAUAAUUACAUUGGUUUUAUUAUAUAGUGGAAAUGAUAUAUUGGGUUAUACUACACCUGAGGAAACAUCUAGUUUACAAACAAUAAUUUUUAAUACUUUUGUUUUCUUACAAAUAUUUAAUGAAAUAAAUUCUCGUCGACUGAUAACAUUCGGAGGAGCAGCAUUUACUACUCAAAAAUUAAGUAUUACACAGUGGCUAGUAUGUGUUGGUCUUGGAUUCUUAUCUAUACCUGUUGGAAUUAUAAUACGCUUAAUACCUAUUAGAAAUCGUCCACAAACACAAUCCUCUGCUGGAAAAUUAUGGGAUAAUAUCACAAGAUUAAAGAAACGAUUUGGUGACAAAAAAGACAAACAUCAAAAAGGCACCGCCGCGGUUGGACAUUCCGAACCUUCCGAUCAAGAAAAUAUUAAUGUUGUAUGCAACCAGUCAACAAGUGACGAUGAUCGCAUAGAAAUUAUGAUAGAUUAA
This is a messenger RNA of Diversispora eburnea, 3195 nucleotides long. The record is from the annotation of a GenBank genome assembly. Lineage: Eukaryota; Fungi; Glomeromycota; Glomeromycetes; Diversisporales; Diversisporaceae.